This is a messenger RNA of Ictidomys tridecemlineatus (thirteen-lined ground squirrel), 2024 nucleotides long. RefSeq names its product EF-hand domain family member D2 (gene Efhd2). NCBI's taxonomy places the organism in Eukaryota, Metazoa, Chordata, Mammalia, Rodentia, Sciuridae. Gene Ontology annotation, molecular function: calcium ion binding. The record is from RefSeq and is a predicted model, not a curated record.
CGCGCGGCGAGCAGCGGCCGGGCGGAGGCGAGCGCCGCGCGGGCCACCAUGGCCACGGACGAGCUGGCCACCAAGCUGAGCCGGCGGCUGCAGAUGGAGGGCGAGGGCGGCGGCGAGGGCGGCGACGAGGCCGCGGAGCAGCCCGGCCUGAACGGGGCGGCGGCGGGGGCGCCCGAGGAGGCGGCCGAGGCGCUGGGCAGCGCGGACGACGAGCUGAGCGCCAAGCUGCUGCGGCGCGCGGACCUCAACCAGGGCAUCGGCGAGCCCCAGUCGCCCAGCCGCCGCGUCUUCAACCCCUACACCGAGUUCAAGGAGUUCUCCAGGAAGCAGAUCAAGGACAUGGAGAGGAUGUUCAAGCAGUACGACGCCGGGCGCGACGGCUUCAUCGACCUGAUGGAACUGAAGCUCAUGAUGGAGAAACUCGGGGCCCCCCAGACCCACCUGGGCCUGAAGAACAUGAUCAAGGAGGUGGACGAGGACCUGGACAGCAAGCUCAGCUUCCGGGAGUUCCUCCUGAUCUUCCGCAAGGCAGCGGCCGGGGAGCUGCAGGAGAGCGGGCUGCACGUGCUGGCCCGCCUCUCCGAGAUCGACGUCUCCACCGAGGGCGUCAAGGGGGCCAAGAGCUUCUUCGAGGCCAAGGUGCAGGCCAUCAACGUGUCCAGCCGCUUUGAGGAGGAGAUCAAGGCGGAGCAGGAGGAGAGGAAGAAACAGGCCGAGGAGAUGAAGCAGCGGAAAGCGGCCUUCAAGGAGCUGCAGUCCACCUUCAAGUAGCAGGACACGGCCACCACCCUCCCUGCCCCGGCAGCCAGAAGGCAGGCGGCGGGCAGGGGAGGGACAGCCAGGCCUGGGCUCUGUCCCGUGGGACCACUCCUAAAGAUCUAAAUUGUGAACGAGCUAGUUGAGGGGUCUCCUGAGUGCCCUGGCCACUGCCUGCUCCCUCCCACUGUCCCUGAGGCUGCCACGCCACAGCUGCCCCUGCCCCUGCCUGGCCCAGCCCUCUGCGGCUCUCACCCCAGCUGCCCUGCUGCCUGCCCAGCUGCUCCGGGCCCAGCUCCUGGUUCUAGGUCCCUCCCUGCCCCUGUGCCUGCUCUCCUCACACUCACCCCUCUCCCUGCCACCUGCCCCCUGGCCAGGACAGCCCCUCCCUAGACUGGAGCAGGAGGGGCCCUUGAGCAGACCAGGGCCUAUGAGAGGACCCUCCCCCAGGACUUCUCCUCUGGCCCCACCCCCCUCUGCUGGAAUGGGAGGACUUCUAUUUUAGUGAAGGGACCCAGGCCCUGGGCCCCGUGCAGACAUGGAGAUGGGACCCCUCCGGGCAGGGUGAGGGGGCCGCUGUGUGCCAAUCUACCUCACGGUCCCACACUCUGCCGGGCAUGCCAUGGGGUCACAGCGGGAGGGCCUUUGGGGACAGAAACAGGUGCUCCCCGCAUCCUGCCCCAGAACACCCUGAGGGCCCAGGGGACGGUGCAGAGAGAAGGGUCGGGAGAAAGAACCAGCCCUCGGCUCAUUCCCCAGGAGGCGACAGAAGUGCUUCGUGUGUGUGCAGCACCUGCAGUGGGAGCGGGACCGCCCCUGGCACGCUAUCCCGCCUUGACACCAGCCCUGCCUGGCACGCCCCGCCUAGGAAGCAUGGGGACCCUGUGCCCGCCACCAGCCGCGCCCGGCCCGUCCGGCCGCGGCCCCCAGUGCGCUUGCUCACGUGUGUGUCCGUGUGUGUCCGUUGCUGUGUCGUGAAACUGUGACCGUCACCCAGUCCAAACAAGUGAGGGGCCAUCGAGGCCACAGUUAUGCAACUUUCAGUGUGUCGUGCCAGCGUCACUGCUUUUUAAACUCGGUAACUCUUUAUUUUAGUACCAUGUCGCAGGAGUCGGCGGAGCUCCGGCCAGACUUGCAGAGGUUUUAUUUUUUUGGCCUUAGAAUCUGCAGAGAUUAGGAGGUUCCGGGCCCGAGCAGCGCCAGGCCCUGGGUUGCGUUUGCCUUAGCGGAUAUGUUUAUACAGAUGAAUAUAAUUUCUUUUCCUUUGG